AAUUUGGUAUCCUUCUUUUUACACCGUCCCUCUGAUUUGGCGAUGGCGGAGCAGCAGCAACUAGAGCCAUGGACCGACCUCAGUGGCAAAGUGGUGAUGGUGACGGGGGCAUCUUCUGGUUUAGGUCGUGACUUUUGUCUUGACUUGAGUAAAGGCGGCUGUCGUAUCGUGGCUGCCGCGCGCCGCGUCGAUCGCCUUAAAUCCCUCUGUGAUGAAAUCAAUCACCUCACCUUUCCUUUUUCCGGACCCCAGCCUAGUGGCCCUCGAGCUUUCGCUGUCGAGCUCGACGUAUGUGCUGACGGAUCCACCAUACAGAGCUCUGUGAAAGCGGCCUGGGAUGCCUUUGGGAGGAUCGAUGCUUUAAUAAAUAACGCUGGCGUUAGAGGUAAUGUGAAGGAUCCUUUGGAAUUGACUGAGGAGGAAUGGAAUCAAAACAUCAGAACCAAUCUAACAGGGUCUUGGUUGGUGUCAAAAUAUGUUUGUAUGCUCAUGCGUGAUGCAAAACAAGGAGGAUCUGUAAUCAAUAUAUCUUCCAUUGCUGGUCUUAAUCGUGGGCAACUACCUGGAGGUUUGGCUUAUGCUUCCUCAAAAGCAGGCCUAAACACCAUGACAAAGACCAUGGCCAUGGAACUGGGGAUGCAUAAAAUCCGAGUGAACUCAAUAUCACCUGGGCUUUUCAAAUCUGAGAUCACAGAAGGCCUUCUGAAGAAGGCUUGGCUACAAGAAGUGGCUACAAAAAUCAACCCUUUAAGAACAUUUGGUACGGCAGAUCCCGCAUUAACCUCGCUAGUUAGAUACUUAAUCCAUGAUUCUUCGGAAUACGUAACAGGUAACAUAUUCAUCGUUGAUGCCGGGUCUACCUUACCCGGUGUUCCCAUAUUUUCUUCGCUUUGAAGCACAAUUGGAAUACUAAAUGUUUGUAUUCCUUGAUAAGAAGCUACCAGAAUAUAGGUUUUGUAUUGGUAAAACUCCUUAAACUAUAUAGCGGAAGCUAUGCCUUCUUGUAAGAUUGUAAAUAAAGGAUGGAAGUGAUCUAAUCCUUCCUUGCUUUUCACCUUGUAAUAAGAUUUUUGAAGUUUGUUUGCUACCUUCACUAUCAGCAAGACACUGGAUUUUCUA
Molecule: messenger RNA, 1119 nt
Organism: Gossypium raimondii (Peruvian cotton)
Lineage: Eukaryota; Viridiplantae; Streptophyta; Magnoliopsida; Malvales; Malvaceae
Exons: 3
Coding region: 43-894 (283 amino acids)
Molecular function (GO): oxidoreductase activity
Source: RefSeq, a predicted model, not a curated record